AAGACCAAGCGGAGAAAAUCGCGAGAGAGCGAUUAUUCCUACGCCUACAACAACUGUUAAAGAGUGAAGCAUCCUUCAGAAACCGCCUGUGUCGAUAAAGAAGAUUAUGCAGUAACUGUAUGAGGAAAGUGGACUGCGCGUAAUGAGAGUUGUUUAAUUUGUUGGGAACGAACGCAUAAAUACAAGGACUAGCGUUAAUUUUUCACGGGCAGUCUGUGACUAAUUGUAAAGCUCGGCUGUUAUGCUCAGAAGUUGGGAGAUGCGUCUUUGAACAGUUAAACAGGAAUCCUGUAUCAUCGCAAGGACGGUGACGAAAGAUAUUGGCAGAUCGCUCUCGCCACUAUGACAACUGGUGCAAACCUAUUCAUGAGAACCCUAUGUAAAUAAUAAAAUAUCGCCAUUGUCAACACAAAAUAUAAAUACCUACAAUACAAACGAAACAACAGUACAUAUAACCUAUCAAUACCAUCGUCUGGAGUACAUACUGUAGGGCAAUUGCAUUUAAAAAAAAAGUUUAAACAACCUAAAGAUAAGCUCCGCACAGCUUUCAUGUCCUUGCAUUUAAAAAUAGUAUUUUAGAUAGGACCUUCCGUCUAUUUUAAACGUGGGUAUCAUCCCAGACCAUGUCACUUUUAGAAUUGAAUAACGUGCGAGUAUAAACACAGCAGCAGGUGACCCCUGUCCCGACUCCCUAACUCAGAAAAGCAGCCCGGAGCGGACACGCGUUUGACGCACCAGUCCGGCGUGACCCAUACAUAUUAAAAAGAGGGGCGGGAGUUACUGGAGUUUGCCUUGAGGGAAACAGGGGGAUUAUGUGCUUAUGUAAAAGGCAACGGAGGUUGUUUUUUUUUUUUAUUUCCCGGAGCGAAAACGCAAUCUGCGCAGUAUUUACCACCUUUAAUUCCGGCAGCCGGCCCCUCCGUCCGACGAGGUGUGAAUCGAUCGGGGUAGCAUGGCGUCGUUUUUCACGGGACGGGAUGUUUUGCAAUGGAACAGGAGCGCCGUGUUUGCAUUAAAAAAAUAAAUAAAUUUCUCGUCUGUAACCACGGAUUAAUGAGCACAGACCGCAGCACGACCACACAGUCUCCUGUAAGAAACAUCCGAUGGGGGCUGACGUCAGUAACCACAGUAAGGGCCAGCCCCUGCUGGAGGACCCCCGCUGCGCACCGGGGUGGAGGGGUCUGCUCUCCAGCGUGGGCCUGUCUUUCCCUGCGGGGCUCUGCCGCUGGGGGGGGCUGCGCUUCGCCCCUCGCCGCACGAUCACGGAGGGGAGGCGGCCCGAGCCCCCGGCGCCCGAGGAGCCCUUCCUGGAGUGGCCUCUGCCCGGCUUCAUCUCCCUCUUCCUGCCCGAGUUCCCGCAUCGCAGCCGCCUCCCGGGUCCGGAGCGCUUCCAGAUCCUGGGCUGCAUCGCUAAGGGCUCCUAUGGUCCCAUCCUGAAGGUGAGGGACCGGACACAGCAGAGGACGUACGCAGUGAAGGUGAGCCCCUCUCUGCGCCGUCCCCUCCGCUGGCUGGGAAGACUCAAGCGCGGGGCAGAUCUGAUUCAACCCGGGUGUUUACCGUGGCAGGGAUAAUAAUUCGACUGCUCAGCAAGUCAACCCAGAUCGGGAUUUAUGAGCUACACACUUUCAUGCAAAACUAACAGUAGGUGUCGGCUGUUUCCAGCUUGCUACCUUAUUUGUGGGUAAUAAACAAGACAAUUGAAGUCUGGAUGAUUAAAGUAGGAUUCUGCUUCAAUUCAGC
Messenger RNA from Lepisosteus oculatus (spotted gar), 1743 nucleotides. Lineage: Eukaryota; Metazoa; Chordata; Actinopteri; Semionotiformes; Lepisosteidae. The record is from RefSeq and is a predicted model, not a curated record.